Messenger RNA from Fusarium poae, 3021 nucleotides. RefSeq lists its product as uncharacterized. NCBI's taxonomy places the organism in Eukaryota, Fungi, Ascomycota, Sordariomycetes, Hypocreales, Nectriaceae. Gene Ontology annotation, biological process: transmembrane transport. The record is from RefSeq and is a predicted model, not a curated record. Gene Ontology annotation, molecular function: ABC-type transporter activity; ATP hydrolysis activity; ATP binding. Bases 1 to 3021 code for a protein of 1006 amino acids. The transcript has 3 exons. Gene Ontology annotation, cellular component: membrane.
AUGGCUUCCGCCGACGACAUCGCGACCACUCUCCUUCGCGGUGCUGCCCGCGAUGACCUACCUCUAGCCGACUAUAUCCUGCGCAAAACACAAUACCUAUACGCCCUCAUCCUACUUACAGCUUUCAUAUCCGGUGCUGCUUGGUACAGCGUUGUCAACUCCAAAAAAGAAGAGGAUCAAGUACAUUCCACGAUCAAAGGCCCUGGAGGCAAGCCGUUACCCAUCACCAAGACGAAGAGCACUCGCGCCGAUGGUGAUCGUAAGAUUGGUCCCGGCUUCGGUCGUACCGCCAAGAAUGUUUUCCGCUACCUCGCCUUUGUUGUCUUCUCGACCUAUGUAGCCAGUGCUGGAUUUAUGUUUUAUCAUGCUUUCUGGUUUGAGGACCCUUACAACUGGUCCCAGGAGGGGCUUCCAUGGGCUGGCGAAUGGAGUGUUGUCCACGUUACCGGCGCUCUAUUCUUCUACCUCUACAUCCUCAUCUCCCUCUUCGACUGGCGCAAAGGUCCCAACAUUGUUCAUUUCGUUGUUUGGAUCUUGGGCUUCACUGGCGAGGUUGUUAUAUUCUCAACAACCGCAGUUGCUGCCGCUGAUUGCCACUUUUUCCGAUCUGUUAAAAAUAGCGGCUCAGAAAAGGAUGGAAACUGUGUCGAUUAUUGGACCAAAGUUGACCUCGUAUUCUACUUCGUUAGAAUCCUCCACCUACUCGCCUUGAUUGGAGUUUUCAGCUUGGCGUGGAUUCGUAAAGCUCGAGGCCUCGACGAUAGGAAAAUCGAAGAGGCUCACCCGGCUGAAUCGACACCGCUCCUUAACGGGCAUCGCCGGUCGUAUGACACUAAUGGCCAACUGGCUAACGGCCACACUCCCAACGGUCGGGAGACCAAUGGACGCCGUGGACGCGGCAGAACCAUUUCGAAUGCACACAAGACGCCCAGUUUCCCUAAGAAGGAAGAACCUGCCGCCUUUUAUCGACCCGAGAAGCUGCCACACAAGACAUGGUGGGAGUAUUUUAAGGGGUACUCUCUCUUUUUCCCUUACCUCUGGCCCAAGGACUCUGUCAAGCUUCAAAUUAAUGUCCUCAUUUGCUUCAUCUUGGUCAUGUUGCAGCGCUUGGUCAACGUCGCUGUUCCGAUGGCCGUCAAGAAGGUUGUGAAUGAUCUCGAAGAGGUGAUAAAGCUAGUUCAGUCUGGAGAACGCCUCUCGAUGGAUAACUUUCCAUUAAAGGAUUUUCUGAUCCUUGGGCUCCUGUGGAUUCUGCAAGGUCAAUCGGGACUUUUGGGCUCUCUCAGAUCUAUCCUGUGGAUUCCAGUCUCACAAUAUUCUUACCGCGGACUAACAACAGCGGCUUUUAACCACGUCCACUCACUCAGUCUCGAUUUCCAUCUUUCCAAGCGCACUGGGGAAGUUCUGUCGGCACUCAACAAAGGCUCAUCGAUCAACCAAUUCCUUGAACAGGUAACCUUUCAGGUUUUCCCUAUGCUUUUCGAUCUUUUUCUCGCCAUCUCGGUUUUCUACUACCAAUAUGGACCGCUGUAUGCUGAGAUCAACCUUGUUGAUACUUGUUGGUAUCUUUACAUGACCAUCAAGAUGGCAUCGACUCGAGCGGAUCAGCGCCGAGAGAUGACAAAUGCCGACCGCGAGGAAGAAGCUGUCAAAAACGACUCCAUCUCUAGUUACGAAACCGUCAAAUAUUUCAAUGCGGAGGAGUUUGAGUCACGUCGCUACCAAAGCAAGGUUGCUGUUUUCCAAGGCGCUGAAGCCAAGGUUCAGAUGGGCAUGAUGAUGAUGAAUAUCUGCCAGACUGUGGUUUUCAACCUCGGUAGAAUCAUCGCGGCAUUGGUGUGCGGUUGGCAGGUCGGUAUGGGUCUUCGUACCACUGGUGACUGGUUCAUGGUUGUCUCUUACUUGACACAGCUCCAGGGACCCCUUAACUUCUUUGGUACUUUCUACAGGACGGUCCAGCAAGCCAUGAUCUCCGGUGAGAGAUUACUCGAGCUUUUCAAAAUCCAACCAACAGUGGUAGACACUCCUCAUGCUGUUCCGCUAAGCAAGGAUUUCCAAGGUCAUGUGCGCUGGAACAAUGUUAGCUUCUCGUAUGACCGACGCAAGCCCGCGCUACGCAACAUCUCUUUUGAAUGUCUGCCUGGCACCACAACAGCUUUUGUCGGCGAGUCGGGCGGUGGCAAGUCGACAUUGUUUCGCCACAUGUUCCGCUACUACGAUUGCGAUGAGGGAUCCAUCGAACUGGACGGCCGCAAUGUCAAAGAUUUAACCAUCAAUUCGGUUAGAGAAGCGAUUGGUGUCGUUCCUCAGGAUACGACCCUCUUUAACGAGACACUGAUGUAUAAUCUCAAGUAUGCAAGGCCUUCUGCCACGGACGAAGAAGUCUUUGCCGCUUGCCAGGCAGCUAGCAUCCAUGACCGCAUUCUCUCCUUCCCAGAUCAAUAUAACACACAAGUUGGAGAACGUGGUCUCCGUCUGAGUGGUGGCGAAAAACAGCGGGUUGCGAUCGCACGAACAAUUCUCAAGGACCCUCGUAUCAUCAUGUUGGACGAGGCCACAUCCGCGCUGGACUCUCAUACUGAACAAGAGAUUCAAGACAACGUGUGGAGUAUUGGACAGGGCCGUACUUUACUCAUCAUUGCACACCGACUAUCAACGAUUACACACGCCGAUCAGAUCGUCGUUUUGAACUCCGGAACCAUCGUCGAGAAGGGCACCCACGAGGAACUUCUGGCGGCCAAGGGACGAUAUGCCUCAAUGUGGGAGAAGCAAAUCAGAGCUGAACGUGCUUUGGAUGUUGCUCGUGAGGCGCAAAUGAAAGCCGCAAAAGCCGUCCGCAAGGCGAAGAUGGCCCCCAAAAGGAACUCUGACGCUGCUAUUGAUAGCUUUGGAUCACCCGGAAGCCUGUCUGGGACCGGCUCUCAAGGUCAUGGGGAUGACACACACACUUCUUCGUCCUCAUCCUCGGACACGGAAUCAAGUCACAGCGAAGAGCACUCAAGAGAGCGCGAGCGCAAGUAA